AUGGUGCAGAUUGGAAAUUGCUCUAUCCCUACUGAUUUCCAGAUUGUGGAAAUGAGAGAGAGUAGCCAUAGACCUCUCAUAUUUGGAACCCCUUUCCUGUCUACUGUGGGUGCCAUAUUUGAUUUCCCCAAUCAAAGAAUCUCUUUCAACAAGGUGAACAAGGGUAUGUUCUUCCCUAUGUGUUCAACAAAGAACUCUUUUGUUGACAUGGUCCAAGAGGAGAAAGUUACUUUGAAGCCACCCCAAGAAGGAGAAACUGAAGAACAAUCAAGGAAGAUCCCAUUCCUAAGCCCAAGCAGCUUGCCAAACAAGCAAGGAGUAAGACUAAGGCCCCUACACCAAAACCGCCCAAGGGAUCAACCAAGAUUGAAGAUGAGGCCAAGCCAAGAAGGAAGGUAG
Messenger RNA from Microthlaspi erraticum, 399 nucleotides. Lineage: Eukaryota; Viridiplantae; Streptophyta; Magnoliopsida; Brassicales; Brassicaceae. The record is from the annotation of a GenBank genome assembly.